Python bivittatus (Burmese python) is the source of this 2271-nucleotide messenger RNA. RefSeq lists its product as uncharacterized. The record is from RefSeq and is a predicted model, not a curated record. Gene Ontology annotation, biological process: regulation of transcription by RNA polymerase II. Gene Ontology annotation, molecular function: RNA polymerase II cis-regulatory region sequence-specific DNA binding; DNA-binding transcription factor activity. NCBI's taxonomy places the organism in Eukaryota, Metazoa, Chordata, Lepidosauria, Squamata, Pythonidae.
GCGAUUUCCGGGGGUGGGGGAGCGAGAUUCCCGGAGGAGGCGCCCCUUUCCUCGCCGGGGCGCCCUUUGUACGGCUCCUGACGGCCGCGCCGCCCUGCCCGGGGACGGUCGCCCGCGCUUUGUUGAACGCGGCCCCCGCCCCGCAUCCUGCGCUGCCUCCUCCCCCCCCCGCGGGUCGUCGCCUCCCUUGCAAACGGAGCUCAGCCCCCCAUCUCCGGGGCCGGGAAGGAUCGCGCGCCGCCCGACAAAGGCGAAGAAUAUCACCCAAAGAAGUAUCAUGAGGACUAGAAUAUCAGCACAUUGAUUAUGACAGCGCAUCUCCUGUUGUAGUGGAAGAAUGAAGUUGCCAAUGAAAAAUCUGAGCCGAAGGUGAAAGAUUCGUUUGAACCCCCUUGGGCAAACGCUGUUUCAUUUCUCAGCGAAAAGAAAAAUAACACAGAACUUUUAAUUAUCUUUUUCCCUGCAAAGAAAGCUUACCAGGAAAAUGGCAGCUUCAUAUUGAUCCUGCCUUAGGUGGCCAUCCGUCCAUAAUCCCUCUAUAAUCCUGAAGCCAUAUUGGUAUCUGAAGUGUAAGAAAACAAAAUAGGAAAAGCAAAAUCUCAAAAGGAGCUAGAAGAUCCGUUUAGUUGAACAAUCAAUAAGAACUGCAUAUUAGUGACUAAUGUAACAAGGGUUUUGGUAUCAAGAGAUAAUCUGCAGAGCUAUCGAAAAAUUUUGCAGGGGAAAAACCGUUCGGAUGAGUUCCAGGGCAGUUUCAGAGUUCAUAAAAGGGUGGAGUGUAUGAACAUGAUAAAAAGGAUAUCAAGGAAAUGUUAAUAGUCCUCAAGAAGAUUUGCUUGGGAAAAACACUCUGUGACCCGGCCUCACCAUCACCUCUGUCUUCCCAUCUAAAGCAGACAGAGUUCAUUCACAUACAUGGCGGUUGCAAGAAAAGGGGACCACCACGUGAUGAGGCCAACAGGUUAACGCAGUUCCAAACUGCACCGAGAAAAGAGGAGUUUUCAUAGGAGAUGCCAAAAACUCGAAGGCAGAUGGGAUCGCAGGAGAGAGACGUUUGUGAAAAUGCAGGCAGUCCAAAGAUGGUUCAUAAUUCUUGGGGAAUUCAGAUUAAGAAGGAAAUAGAGAUGAGUACAGAAUGGAAGCUCUCCAUGGGAGAGGGUUUGGCCCUGCAUUUGGGGUCUCUGCAUGGAGACAAGUCGCCGGACGCAGCCGAACAAAAGCACCAACCAAGUCCAAAGAGAGAUUCCAAUUUUCCUCCAGAAUUUCAGCCGGACGACAAACCAGGGAAGGUCGCCAUACGUGCCAGUAGUCUUGUGGACGCCUCCCAAAUUAGCAUCAAAGAGGAAGAUCUAGAACACCCUGUGUGCAAGCGUGCGCACCACCAAAACCCCGUCCUGCGUCUGGCUCAAAGGAUCAAAAAGGAAGCCGACGUGAGCGGAGAGUCCGCCCUGGAGCCAGAGCUUGGGGGGAAAGUUGGCCCGCCAUCGGUUUUGCUCAAAAGUCACACCACUGCUGUUUUUGCAAAACACUGUGGCGUUGCCAAAGGCAAGAAAAAUAGCCCCAUAGUGCAGGAAGAUCAGAAAGGAGAGAAAAUAUUCGCCUGCCCGGUGUGCGGCAAAGAAUUCAAUCAGAAGUCUAACCUCACCCGGCACCACAAAAUCCACACCACGGAAGGGCCGUACAAAUGCCCCAAGUGCGGGGAAAGUUUCCGCAUGAACCGGCAACUCGUCCGGCACCAGCGGAUGCAUCUGAGCGACCCGUUCAAAUGCACGGAGUGCGGGAAAAGCUUCAGCCGGCGCUCCAAUCUGAUCAGGCACCAGAAAAUCCACACGCGGGAAGCCCCUUACCAGUGUCCCGAGUGCGAGAAAACAUUCAAUCAGAAAACGAAUCUUUUCCGACAUCGGAUGAUUCACAUCCAAAUGGGCCCUUGCAACUGUACCAAAUGUGGGAAGCUUUUCACGCAGAGGAAGAAUCUUGUCAAGCAUCAAAAGCUGCACCUGAGCGAGGGGGCCCACAAAUGCUUUACUUGCGGGAAGCAAUUUCGGCUGAAAAAAUACCUUCGGCGACAUCAGAAAAUCCACAAUCGUGAGGCACCAAGUAUUCAUAAAACUCAGGUGGAGUGACUGGGUUUCUGGCAAGAAGAACUGGAAUCCCGGGCUAGUGGAAAACUCAGAAUGGCAGUACAGCGCGUCCUCGCUUAGUGACUGCCUCAUUUAGCGACCAUUUGCAGUUAUGAUGGUCAUGAAAAAGUAACUUUGCGACCAGUCUUCG